Gaeumannomyces tritici R3-111a-1 is the source of this 1867-nucleotide messenger RNA. RefSeq lists its product as hypothetical. NCBI's taxonomy places the organism in Eukaryota, Fungi, Ascomycota, Sordariomycetes, Magnaporthales, Magnaporthaceae. The transcript has a single exon. Bases 294 to 1709 code for a protein of 471 amino acids. The record is from RefSeq and is a predicted model, not a curated record.
CUGCAUCCUGCAGUCUUGCCUUGGCGCCUGAGCCCGAGCCCUCUUGGUGCGCAGGCUUAGUGUUGUGAGACACCCCGAAUCGAGCGUCGCUCCUCGAACCGCUCCCCGAGCUGGAACGCAAGCGACCCUUGUCUCGCGAACAGCCGUUGACCUGAGACCCCUUGCAGGGCAUCGACCACGACCAAGGAGAGAUCCGCGAACCAGAGUGUCGUUGCGCGCGCACGACUGGAGGCGCGGAACCCUAUCACGCUCACUCAGUUUAUGCCGAAUAUACCGGCCUCACGAAAUUCACGAUGAAGACGACGACAUUAAGCGCGGCCACGGCCGCCAUCUUUUUUGGUGCGCAGCAGUUCGUUGGCGCAACACAUGCCCACCGGAUGGCACACCAGCACUACGAGAGGAGACAUCACGCCCAUGGCCACGUCGCGCGCACUGAUGCCAUCUCUGCGCCUAUGUCGGUCCCGGAGCUCGGCGUCACCACGGCGCCGGCCGAGGAGGCCAGCCUGGACAAGAGGAGCGGCGACUGCUCGCUGCCCGAUGACUCGGACCUGGUCGCCGUGACCAGCAACAUGAUGAAUAAGGGCUUCGCCAUGUCUCCAGACCAGGCCUGCAAGUCGGGCAUGUACUGCCCCAUCGCCUGCAAGCCCGGUAAGGUCAUGGCCCAAUGGAAGCCCAACACGUCCUACAAGGUCUCCGAGUCGAUGAGCGGUGGCCUGUAUUGUGACAACGGGAAGGCCGUCAAGCCGUUCCCUGAAAAGCCCUACUGCAUCGAUGGCACGGGCAGUGUCACGGCCGUCAACAAGUGCGGCAAGGUCGUCUCGUUCUGCCAGACAGUCCUGCCUGGUAACGAGGCCAUGCUCAUCCCCACCGAGGUGAGCGGCUCCUCGGUCCUUGCCGUCCCUGACCCCAGCUACUGGGCCAGCACCGCUGCCCACUUCUACAUCAACCCUCCCGGAACUUCUGCUGCCCAGGGCUGCAUCUGGGGUUCCGACGCCAACCCCGUCGGAAACUGGGCUCCCUACGUGGCCGGCGCCAACACGGUUGCCGACGGUUCCAGCUAUGUCCAGAUCAGCUGGAACCCCAUUUACCAGGACUCCAAGUUCGCCGGCACCAAGCCUAGCUUCGGCGUCAAGAUUGAGUGCAACGGCGGCGGCUGCAACGGCCUCCCCUGCGAGAUCGACCCCUCCAAGUCGGGCCUCAAGGGUGUUACCAGCAACAACAGGGCAACGGGUGCUGGCGGUGCCGACUUUUGCGUCGUCACCAUCCCCAAGGGCUCGAGCGCCAACAUCGUCGUCUUUAACACGGACGGCUCGACCGGCGAGCCCGAGAAGACGACCACAUCGCCUCCUCCCGCGCCCAAGCCGACUACCACCUCGACCAGCACGACGCCGCCGCCAACCACCAGCUCUUCGAGCUCUUCAACAGCCUCGGCGACAACGUCUUCCUCGUCCUCGGAGGAGCCGACGAGCUCAUCGAGCUCCCAGUCGGUGCCUACCGUCCACCCUGGUAUUUUCCAGGAGAACGGGACGACGGCAAGCACCACCAUGAUGCGCCCGACCACCACCCCGGGCAGCAUCUUCACUGCCUCCACUACCAAGUCGGCCCCACAGCCGACCGAGUCCAAGAACGAUGGAGUCAGUCGGGACAAGGGCGGAGCCGCCGUCGCCGGGCUCAUUGUCGCCAUUGUCGCUGCGGCCUGGAUGUACUAGUUACGCUGCGCCACAUCUUUCUACUACCCUGCUGGGCUUCUUUGACUUCCUCUUCGCUUCUACAACUAUGCCCAGCAAGCAUGCGCCGGUUAUGCUGCUUCGGCUCUACUUUUGCUCCUCGACUUUGAGCCCUCUUUCGACUUCACUAAACUUAAACC